This is a messenger RNA of Sardina pilchardus (European sardine), 5560 nucleotides long. RefSeq names its product ubiquitin specific peptidase 8 (gene usp8). NCBI's taxonomy places the organism in Eukaryota, Metazoa, Chordata, Actinopteri, Clupeiformes, Clupeidae. The transcript is spliced from 19 exons. The coding region runs from base 246 to 3425 and encodes 1059 amino acids. Gene Ontology annotation, molecular function: cysteine-type deubiquitinase activity. The record is from RefSeq and is a predicted model, not a curated record. Gene Ontology annotation, cellular component: cytosol; dendritic spine; postsynaptic density. Gene Ontology annotation, biological process: protein K48-linked deubiquitination; endosome organization; Ras protein signal transduction.
CAUACUAUGUUCCCCAUUUAAUAGUUCUGGUACUGUCGUGAGUAAUGAGCUCUACAGCGUACUGUCAAGAAAGCGACUGACCAUCUGAAUAUCCAACGCCCCUUUAAAGUGAAGGGUAACGUUACGGGUUCCGGGAAUCAUCUGUUGGAGUUGUAAAAUAAAUCUGAAGAGGCAUGACACUGAUGACGAGUAUGUGAGCGCAUCGACUCCUCUAGGUGAAUGUUAAUCUCAAUUUGACCGCCAAGAUGCCAGCUGUUUCAACAGGGGCGAAAGAGCUCUACCUGUCAACGUCUCUGGGUGAACUGAACAAGAAAGCAGAAUUCAAGCCGGAGAAAGCCAGUACAAGACACUAUGUUCAGAGUGCCUGUAAGAUGUUCAAAGCGGCGGAGGAGUGUCGCCUGGACAGAGAUGAAGAAAAGGCCUAUGUUCUGUACAUGAGAUACCUGACAGUCUAUGAUGUCAUUAAGAAGAGACCCGACUUCAAGCAGCAGCAGGAUUAUUACUUGUCAAUGCUUGGGCCAUCCAGCUUCAAAAAAGCCAUCGAGGAAGCAGAGAAGUUAUCAGAGAGUCUAAAACUCCGGUAUGAAGAAGUUGAAGUACGUAAAAAACUAGAGGAGAGGGAGAAACAAGAAGAGAAACGACGAAAAGAGGAAAAGCAAGAAAAGGAAGAGGGACGAUCUGUAUCGAAAGGGACAACUGACUCCAGCAAGGACAGUAAGAAGGUGAAAGGAGAACAGAAUGACUCAAAAAUUGUACCAUCUAAAGCUCCUGUGCCAAUGGGAGGGAUCACAGUGGAGAAACUCUUCCGCAUGAUGAUGGACCACAGCCUCAGUGUCAUCGUGAUGGACACGAGGAGCCUCAGGGACUUCGAAGAGUCCCAAAUUCAAGUGCCGGCACAGAACUACAUCAGUGUCCCAGAGGAGGCCAUCUCCCCAGGGAUAACUGUAAACCAGAUCGAGGUGAAGCUUCCAGAGGCCUCAAAAGAGUUGUGGAAGCGGAGAGGUUUUGUGGAUUAUGUGGUUCUGCUUGACUGGUUCAGCUCUGCAGCAGACCUCAAGCUGGGGACCACACUGCAGAGUUUGAAAGAUGCCCUUUACAAGUGGGACAGCACCACUAUCCUCCGCAGCGAGCCCAUGGUGUUGGAGGGAGGCUACGAGAACUGGCUGUUCUUCUACCCCAUGUACACCACCAAUGCUAAAGUCAAGCCUCCAAGACAGCAGGCCUCCAGUGCCAUCCCUCAACUGAACUUCAGCUACCCCUCUCUGGAGGAGCCCAAGCCCCCAGCGGCCCCCGAGCCCCAGCAGCCGGCGCAGGUGAACGGGAGAGCGGCGGACGAGGCCCCCCCACUGGAGCCAGCAGCACCAGAGCCCUCAACCGUGGCUCCUGCUGUCCCCGAUGGACCUGUCCCUGCAGUGACCGAGAUGACCAAGAAAGUUCCCACGUCACAGACUGGCGUAACGGUUAAACCGACCCCUCAGAUUGAUCGGAGUAAAAAGCCCUCUGUCAGAGUCUCGGAUGGCUCAAGACCCAACAACGAACCCCCGACUAAGGACUUUCCGCUGCCUCAGAAUGGCCCGUUCAUGCCGGACCGCUCCGUAAAGCCGGCUUUCGAGUCCGGCGGCCAGCUGUCGGAGGAGGAGCGCAUCCAGAUCCACGCCGAGGCGGCCGGUGUGAAGGACAAGGCCCGCUGGGAGCUCGAGCAGCGCAGGAGAGCCCAGGAGGAGGAAGAGGCAGCGGCACGCGAGGAGGAGGAGCGGCGGAGGAGGAGGCAGGAGCGGGAGGAAGGGGAGAGGAAGAGGCCCGAGGAAGACGAGGAGGAUGAGGACAAGGGCCGACAGGAGCGCGGCCGGCUGGAGCGGCAGAAAGCCGAAGAGGACGAUCAGGUGGGACAGGAGAGGUUCAGACGAGGCCAGAAGGGAGAAGCGCAGCCGAAGAGCAUCUCGCUGGACUCACCCAUGCCCAACAACGUGGUCAGUGAGAUCAAGCGGGAGCCCCUAACCAGAGCACGCAGUGAGGAGAUGGGACGGACUGUUCCAGGCCUGCCAGUUGGGUGGAUGAAGUUUCUGGACACAGUGACCGGUACGUACCGGUACUACCACUCCCCGACCAACCGGGUGCACCUGUACCCCCCGGAGGUGAGCGUGCCCCAGACCCCCCCGACCACGCCGAAGCAGCAGAAGCUGGUGAAGCCCCCAGAGGCGGAGCCCCCCGAGCAGUCCAAGCUCAAGCGCUCCUACUCGUCCCCCGACAUCACCCAGGACCUGCGCGACGAAGGCCAGAAGAAGCCCACCCCAACGCCCACCAUCAACAGAGAGACCAAGCCCAUAACUGCAAGCACAUAUGCGAAGGUUGAGAUCUCCAGACCGUCUGCAGCCAAGAUCCGUAGUCUGAACCCCACAUUCGGAGGCCUGGGAGCGUCCCUGACCGGCCUGAGGAACCUGGGGAACACCUGCUACAUGAACUCCAUCCUGCAGUGCCUGUGCAACACACCCGUCAUGGCCGACUACUUCAACAAGAACCGCUAUCAGGAGGACAUUAACCGAGCCAACAUCCUGGGUCACAAAGGAGAGGUAGCGGAGGAGUUUGGCGUGAUCAUGAAGGCUCUCUGGUCUGGCCAGUACAAGUGCAUCACUCCACGCGACUUCAAGGUCACCAUCGGCAAGAUCAACGAGCAGUUCUCUGGCUACGAGCAGCAGGACUCCCAGGAGCUGUUGCUCUUCCUCAUGGAUGGUCUCCACGAGGACCUCAACAGAGCAGACAACCGCAAGCGCUACAAGGAGGAGGCCAACGACCACCUGGACGACGUCAAGGCAGCCGAGCUGGCCUGGGGCAAGCACAAGCUUCUCAACUCCUCCAUCAUCGUGUCGCUCUUCCAGGGCCAGUUCAAGUCCACCGUCCAGUGCCUGACCUGCCACCGCAAGUCCCGCACCUUUGAGGCCUUCAUGUACCUCUCCCUGCCCCUGGCCUCCUCCAACAAGUGCUCUCUGCAGGAAUGCCUGAAGCUGUUCUCCAAGGAGGAGAGGCUGACGGACGCAAACAAAGUGUUCUGCAGACACUGUAAAGCCCACAGAGAUUCUACUAAGAAGUUGGAGAUCUGGAAGGUUCCGCCCAUCCUCUUGGUGCACUUGAAAAGGUUCUCAUAUGAGGGCAGAUGGAAGCAGAAGCUGCAGACCACAGUGGACUUUCCCCUCGAGAAUCUGGACCUUGCGCAGUACGUCAUCGGCCCCAAGCCCAGCCUGAAGGGAUACAACUUGUUUGGCGUCUCUAACCACUAUGGUGGGCUGGACGGCGGCCACUACACGGCCUACUGCAGGAACAACCCCAAACAACGCUGGUUCAAGUUCGACGACCACGAGGUGUCCGAGAUCUCCACCUCCACCAUCAGGUCCUCGGCCGGCUACAUCCUCUUCUACUCCUCCCUGUGAGCGGUGGUGGGCUGAAGGAGGAGAGCUCCGGCACGUGGGCGCAGAACGGAGGAACGGACAGGUGAUUUUAAUGCAUGUUGGCAGCAGCGCUCCUGGUGAGGAGUGGCGGGCGUCUCGGCCAGAGGCGCCGCCCUGGUGGCCGCUGGGGGUGUGGGGCCGGCCUGGAGGAGACUGGAGGGACGGCGGGCAGGUGGAGGUGCCUCAACGACCUCUCCCCUGCGUCGCAGCUCAUAGAGGAUCUCAUACGUAGACAUUGAGCAUUCAUCUCUUUAACUUCUAACGGUAAUGGGACUGGGAGGUGGUGGAGGAGAGAGACGGAGAGGAGCGCAGCGCGUCUUUAGAGCAGUCCUCAUAGCGCUUAGUCUGCCUGCGCAAGCUAAAGCUAACCGUGUUGUGCGGGGCUUCGACUGCUCAUGAAACAUACAGCGCUCUAACUUGAUUCUGUUUCAGUAUGUGAUGGCCUUCUUUUGCAUUUGCUUACCCUAUUCUGUGAAUAUACCACCACUGCGAUUUUAAAAACAGUAGAAUUACCUGUGUACAUACUGGUUGCAAACCUUGCACAUUUAACAUGUACAUAUAACCAAGAAGUGUUUAUUUAUUUAUGAAGUGACCAAAUCUGUUAGAGAAGAUGCAGCCUCUCAAAGCCUAGCUGUUUGCUGUUGGCUUUUAAAGCCAAGGCAGAACUCUGUCCCAUCACACGUCGUCAUAAGGGCAGUCUCACAGAGGCAUUAGAAUCCAUCACAAAUUUGAGGACUUUUUUUUUUUUUUUUUAUCUGAGCCACUGCAUUUGAUUUGUUGUACCAUUCCAUGACGCAUCCUUUUUUAAAAAUACGGCCACCGUAUUAGGUUGUUUAGAUUCUUUCUUUCUUGAACCUGUAAUGUGAAACACAAUAAUAUAAGAAUAAUAUUGUAACAAAACUGAUUUCGCUUACCUAGAGGAAGAUUAAAGUGCAUACACAGCUGCUGCUCAGUGGCCAUCAUAGAGGGGCUUCUCUUGUGCUGCCAGCUGAGGCCGUGCCACACUCCUGCCCUGAGGACACAUGACACCAGGAGUAACUCGGAGCGCACUGAGAAGGUCAUGGCCCCAGAGCCAUCUGGGUACACCAUGUCCAUUUCAGAGCACUGUAACACCCAGGGGAACUCGGCCAGAGUUUGCAACUGUGUGUUACAGUCAUGAGCAAACCCACAGCACCCACACCCUUUUCCUAAGCGUCUAAAUCUGGAGCGUUCACUUAAAAAAUCAGAUGGUUUGCGUCAUCACAUUUGGACAAAGGAACGGUUGCUUUUUUUGUGCUUUAGUAAAUGCAGUUAAGUAAUAACUGCCAUGUUGUUAAACUUGUAUAAAACUUUUGCAUAUAAAACAGUAAGCAUAGGAAGCAAAUUCAUCUUGUUCUAACUUGACAGUAAACACAUUGAAACACAAAUAUUGGUUUCACUAAUUAGAGAGGAGAGAUUUCAUUUUGUGGAAGUACUACAAUGCUUUGUUUUCAUAUGGCACAGACCAUGCUCCCUGUGUUUGAAAGCGGCUGUAUUUCACAGGAGCUCUAACCUCAGUCAGAGGCAGGCAUCAAACCAACUGCCAACUGAAGAACCAACACUCUAGAAUGAGCCUGGUUUGUAGAAGCGUGUGCACUGCUUGUGUUCAUGUGGUGUGCUGGGUCCCCUAGUCCAGCUGGGCUCCAGCAGGUCAAGUGUUCCCACACAGAUGACCCUUCGGGACACAGGGAAUUCAGAUGGACUGCAGAGCUCCCUAUCAUUCAGCCUUAAACACUCUCAGCUCCAUAGUUUCAGUAGGUUAACCCAGCGACAGUGGACACGUCCUGAGAUGAAGGUUAGCGCUCUGUGGAGCCAGAAGUCUCGCUCAGUGGCCAGUUCGGUGAGCAGGAAGACAAAUUCUCUAAAUAGAAUCCGUUUGGUCAUUGGUGAAAGUUGAAGUAAAAUUAUAUGAAUCCCACAUAACUUUUAGCAUGAAGUCUGGCAUGGAAUCAAAUUUAUGUUUUAUGUAUGGAUUUCAUUUUAUUUCUCGAAUAAUCUGGUUGACUUUUUUCCAUAACCGUUGACAUAUAUUAACCUCAAACAUUUAAUAUUAUGUAUCUACUAAUCAAAUUGUUUAAAUAAAGGAGGUGAAACACUAA